Messenger RNA from Lemur catta (Ring-tailed lemur), 1648 nucleotides. Its product is annotated as patr class I histocompatibility antigen, B-2 alpha chain-like. Gene Ontology annotation, molecular function: signaling receptor binding; peptide antigen binding. The coding region runs from base 213 to 1328 and encodes 371 amino acids. Gene Ontology annotation, biological process: antigen processing and presentation of endogenous peptide antigen via MHC class Ib; positive regulation of T cell mediated cytotoxicity; antigen processing and presentation of endogenous peptide antigen via MHC class I via ER pathway, TAP-independent. Gene Ontology annotation, cellular component: external side of plasma membrane. The transcript has 8 exons. Lineage: Eukaryota; Metazoa; Chordata; Mammalia; Primates; Lemuridae. The record is from RefSeq and is a predicted model, not a curated record.
CUCAGCGCUGGGGAUUCCCCGUCUUCCCGGAGUUUCACUUCUCCCUGUCCCAACCCGUGUCAGGUCCUUCUUCCUGGAUACUGCUGACGCGGCCCCAGUUCUCACUCCCAUUGGGUGUCGGUUUCCAGGGAAGCCAAUCAGCGUCGCCGCGGUUCCCGGUUAUAAAGUCCCCACGGACCUACCCGGACUCAGAGUCUCCCCAGACCCCGAGGAUGGCGGUCACGGCGCCCCGAACCCUCCUGCUGCUGCUCUGCGGGGCCCUGGCCCUGACCGAGACCCGGGCGGGCCCCCACUCCAUGAGGUAUUUCCACACCGCCGUGUCCCGGCCCGGCCGCGGGGAGCCCCGCUUCAUCUACGUCGGCUACGUGGACGACACGCAGUUCGUGCGGUUCGACAGCGACGCCGCGAGUCCGAGGACGGAGCCGCGGGCGCCGUGGGUGGCGCAGGAGGGGCCGGAGUAUUGGGACCGGGAGACACGGAUCGCCAAGGACAACGCACAGACUGUCCGAGUGAACCUGCGGACCCUGCGCGGCUACUACAACCAGAGCCAGGCCGGGUCUCACACCAUCCAGUGGAUGUACGGCUGCGACGUGGGGCCGGACGGUCGCCUCCUCCGCGGGUAUGAGCAGCACGCCUACGACGGCGCCGACUACAUCGCCCUGAACGAGGACCUGAGCUCCUGGACCGCGGCGGACACAGCGGCUCAGAUCACCAAGCGCAAGUGGGAGGCGGCCGGUGCGGCGGAGCAGAAGAGGGCCUACCUGGAGGGCACGUGCGUGGACUGGCUCCGCAGAUACCUGGAGCACGGGAAGGACGCGCUGCUGCGCGCGGACCCCCCAAAGACACACGUGACCCACCACCCCGUCUCUGACCGGGAGGCCACCCUGAGGUGCUGGGCCCUGGGCUUCUACCCUGCGGAGAUCACACUGACCUGGCAGCGGGACGGGGAGGACCAGACCCAGGACACGGAGCUCGUGGAGACCAGGCCUGCAGGGGAUGGAACCUUCCAGAAGUGGGCGGCUGUGGUGGUGCCGCCUGGAGAGGAGCAGAGAUACACGUGCCUUGUGCAGCACGAGGGGCUGCCGGAGCCCCUCACCCUGAGAUGGGAGCCGCCUUCCCAGCCCAGCAUCCCCAUGGUGGGCAUCGUUGCUGGCCUGGUUGUCCUUGGAGCUGUGCUCGCUGGAGCUGUGGUCGCCGCUGUGAUGUGGAGGAAGAGGAGCUCAGGACAUUUUCUUCCCACAGGUGGGAAAGGAGGGAGCUACGCUCAGGCUGCCUGCAGCGACAGUGCCCAGGGCUCGGAUGUGUCUCUCACGGCUUGUAAAGUGUGAGACAGCUGCCUGUGUGGACUGAGCGAUGCAGGACGUGUUCCCACCUCCCCCGUGUGGCUUCAGGAGCCUCUGACUUCUCUGUCUGCAAAGGCCUCUGAAUGACUCUGCGUCUCUGUUCCUGUAAUGUGAUGGGCUGGAGAGGCCAGCCCUCCCCCCCCACCGUGUCCUGCCCCCUCCGCCAUGCUGAUCCCUGUCCUCUGCCCAAUCACCUGUCCUGUUCCAGGGAGGAGGGGACGUCUCCAUCCCUGUCUCACCGUCACCGUGCACUGAGCCACUUCCCUACUGAAAAUAAGAACUGAAAAUAAAUCUGUUUUCUCAAA